AUGAGUUAUCGUAAGCUGCAAGAGGAGCCAUAUCGCAAUCCGGUACUUGCCUCAAACGUGGAUUAUUCUCGGCGGAAAGAGAUUGCCGUCAAUAUGGAGGAUGAAGAGAUUUGUCGAGUGAUGCGAUGGCAAAAAGCUAGCUCAUUUCACAGUAAACGAGAUCGAGCGAUUCUUUCAAAGCGCAAAUCUACAGAUGGAAGAUUUCAGCAGUCAUCGUCAACAAAAAUUGACAGAUUAAAAGAGAUUCACCAAAAACAGUGCGCCGCCAUUCGCAAAGAGUCGAAAAAACAGCGCAAUGCGUUUAUUGACGACGAGGCAGAAGAUUCUGACGGAGGAUCGUCGUCAGAUUUGAGUCUACACGAUAGCGAUUUAGAAUUCAUCAACGAUAAUGAAUCUGAUUCGUCGGUUGAAGUCGAGGCCACACCACCACCACUACCACGCCAAUUGCCUGUUUUUGACGCUGCAAGUAGCAGUAGCAGCGAUGAAUUUACAAGUUCUUUUGAGCCGGUUCGUAAUUUGGCUGGACUGGUUCCAAACGUGUUUGAUGAGAAUACGCGAGUUCGAGUGCUCAAAGAUUCAGAAGUCAAGAAAUUGCCAGUUUGCCCGACUCGAGGAUGCUUGUACACAUCGUCUCGAAAAGAGUACUUUGACAAGCAUGUUAAAACGUGCAGCGGCGAAACAAAGACUUGGAUACGCCAGAGUGUUCAAGGUUCACACGUUUUUGAUUUCAAAAAAGAACUUGUUUCCGAAGGCUACUUGCCAAGUGAAGAUUUUUGCGUCGACUUUUAUGUGGUUUUUGAUAUUGAAUGUUUGAUGAGUGUGGGGCCCUUUACCAAUUGUACAUUGAAUGAGAAUGUGAGCAAAUUUCACAAUGUGAGCACAAUUGCCUGUUUGACCUCUGAUUGUCGUCAAAUGGGCUUCACUCGACGCGACAUGAACUACGAAUCAAGCCUUGUCAUGAUCACCGAGUUUGUCAAUUAUCUGCUCUCUCUAAAGGCGGAAUUGCGCCGCGAUCACGUGCCAGAAUGUGUUCUCACUGGAAUUGACUUUUAUUCGGCGCGGAUAAAGAGCCGUCUUUCGAUGCGCAUCAAUGAUGGAACCACUCUUGCAAGUUAUGGCGAAAUGGGCGAAUUUCGAAAAAAGCUUCAAUAUUUGCAGAGUUUUAUGAAAUUGAUGGUUUACAGUUGGUGUGGAGAGACCUAUGAUCUUACGGUCAUUUAUCCAAUGUUGAUGGCGGUUUUUUAUGAAUUUUGCGGUCAGAAUACGUCGAAAAUCAAUGUCAUCAAACGAGGCGGCGGCUACAUGCUGACAGAAUGCAUGGGGCUGAGUUUCCGCGAUUUUAGAAAUUAUACGGCUCCGAUGAGCUUGGAAAAGCUGGCAAGAUCGUGCGGUCUUGAUCCAUCACGCUACAGUAAAGGAAGCUAUCCGUACGAGUGGUAUACGUCUAUUGAUCAACUUUCAAGAGCUACAGAAUUUCCUGCCUACAUUUGUUUCUACUCGUCAAUGUAUGCAAAAAGUCGCACCCCUGCCGAGCAAAUGAAUAAAAUAAUCUGCGAAAGAGUGGCCAGCAACGACUGGGCACGCAAUGAAGACGUAUUGCUUGAUAUUUUUGGCUUUUUGAGACUUGACUCGCUUGAAAACGAUCCCGCUUUGAGGGAAUUCUUUCAGGAGGAAAAUUCAAUGCUUGUUAGCGAUCUGGGCGUCAACAAUGCUACUGAGCUGUGCGCGCAUUAUUUCGAGCAGCUCGAAAAGAUUUUCGCCUAUUCUGAAGAGGCAAAUUGCUAUCAAUGUGAUCCCGAUUGUGAAGAAGCGCAAGAGUUUUUUCGCUUUUCGAUUGUCGAUUACGAGGCAAGUUUGACACUUUGGCGAGAAAUUGAAGCGUCAAAUGAGCACCAUCGCAUGACAAUGCUCAUGUUUCUGAUGAAUUAUAAUUUCAAUGACGUGCGAUUGCUUCGAGCGGCGAUUGAAGCCUACUCUAGAAUGUUUGUUCAGUCGUUCAACGUCAGCAUUCAUACAGAUUUGAGCAUUGCCAAAAUCGCUCAAAACAUAGCCAUGUCAAUGUAUCAGCCCAAAGUGCCACCAAUUAUCUCCAUUCCACCUCAAAUGGAUUUUGUGUACAGAGAUUGUCGCAAUAAAUUGAGUGGUGGCAUUGUCCAAGUCUUUCAUCGAGCGGUGUACCUCAAUGGGCCCGAUGAAGACGUUCCAGUGGCUGCUUAUACAGUGCCAAAUGGGUGUACUGUUUUGGCUCUGAUUUUGUACGAUUAUACGUCGCUUUAUCCUUUUGCAGUGAAGCAAUUUUUGCCAUGUGGCCCUGGCAUUUGCUACUAUCCAAGCGAUCGACUGAUGGAGCUCAAACGGCAGCUAGAAGCAAAAACAAAAAACGUUGAAACGCUUGAAGCCGGAUCAAAGAGAACAAGUUCUCUGAUUGAAGAUGUUUCAGGCAGUGAUAAUUCUGACGACGACUACGAUGAUAUUAGCCACUGUAGGAAAUCUGUCGACGAUUCAGAAUUUCGACAGCGGUUUUCAUUCAACGAUUUUCGCGAAGUGAGCGGCAACCUCAGUCGAAGAUAUUACUCGUAUGGAAUGUUUGCUCAGCGUGAAAAUACAAACCUUGAUUCUAUUCGCUACUUGGAGUACUUGAAUUGGGAUCCCCAAAGAGAGUACUCUGGUCGCAUCCAACACGCCUACAAUUAUCAAGAAAAAAAGAUUGGAAGAUUCAGUGUUGAUGGAUACUUUGAGAGUGACACGUGCAUCCCUGGCACAAAUAUUCCAGUUUGCACGAUUAUUGAAUUCAAUGGAUGUACGAUUCAUUGGUGUCCUUGGUGUAAGACGAAUCCGUGGCGAGGCCGUCGCAUCAAAGAAUACUGUCCAGUGGAGAAAAAACGCAUUCUCAAAGUGUUGACGCUAGACGAGCUACUGGCGCGUGAUAAUGCGAGAAUGCAUGAAAUUGUCGAGACAAUUCGCGCACGAGACAAGAUUGUCGAUCCGGGUCAGGACACGAGUUGA
Oikopleura dioica is the source of this 3006-nucleotide messenger RNA. The record is from the annotation of a GenBank genome assembly. NCBI's taxonomy places the organism in Eukaryota, Metazoa, Chordata, Appendicularia, Copelata, Oikopleuridae.